AUGCGAGAUCUUGAAUUGCCCAGUGAAAUCAUUCCGGACAUUGUGGGCUUUACUGUUCCAACUGUGGAUUCUGACCAACUUCCACUAACAUCAGUUCUCACACAGACUGAUUCCAGCUGGCUGCUCAGUCAGAGCCACAGGAAAUUUGAUAAAGAGUAUGAGUCAAUCCUGGAAGACGAUGUCAGUGAUGUAACUUCAAAAGGGAGCCUUGAUGACAUCAUUGUUCAUUCUGAGUUUAUUGACGAUAAAAUAUCUGGAAGACUAUUUGAUUCUGACAUCUACUCAUUGCCCAGUGUUGGACCACCAACUAUCCUGGCUUAUAAACAAGAGUCCAAAGAGCAACCGAUUGAUUAUAAAGCGAUAAGACCAAAGAUGCAUGAAGAACAUACUAUGACUGAAGAACAGUUCAAGGGGAGCAAGAAGCCAUUGGUGAGCACAGGACCCGGUGACGGAAGCACAGGGCGCAAACUCUUCUGCUGUAAACAAUAUCGCGACUUGUUUGAGUUUCUCCUGAAAGAAGAAGAUGAGAUGCGUUUGAAAGUGGCUCGGCAAUUGAUUGAUAUCUCUCCUCACCUUCCCUUUGGCAGUGUACACGAGAGAGAACAAGCCAAGGAAAAAGCAGCAAUGAGGUUACGUGACAGAGAAAUGGAAAAAUACAUGAAAAAGGCAAAAGAAAGUCAGCUCAAAGUGUCUGCCGGGCCAAAGAAACUGACUACAAUUACUUUUCAGUUAUCCACGUCACUGGAUUUCGUAACCUUAAAAGAAGUGAAAGGUGAAGGUGAAACUUGGGAUAACAUUUUCACGGAGUCAAGGGAUGACUCAUUCAGUUGGCACAAGGAUCGUCAGUCAUCUUUCAUGGUGAAAUACUACAAGAACGGGAAUAAGUUUCUUACUGCUUUCCCAGACGGAAUGGCUCAAGUAUUUUAUCCCUCUGGAAAUCUGGCAGUUCAGAUUUUUACGGAAAAGCAUAAGAAAAUUAACUGUGUUGUGCUGGAGGACAAAGCCGAUGAGCCAGCAAUUCAGGCAGUGUUUUCCUCCUAUGGCAGGUGUACCUGCUACCAUCCGAAUGGAGUCAUCUGGAUAAAUAUAAACGCAUUGGGUGGCCACUAUUUGGAUAAUCAAGGCACGCGAGUGAGGCGUUGGUACUGGAGAGACCGUUUGUCUCUUGGCUUCAUACCUUUUAAACCAAUUUUCAUAUCAUUAAAUGAAAACAUUGGCGUUAGGAUUAUAGAGCAAGAACGGAUUUUCAUUACUUUUCUGGCAAUGGGGAAGCAAGCAAGGUUCAAAGUGGGAACAAAACUGAAGUUCAGAAAAACAUCAAAUCUAUCCCUUAUAAGCAAUCUGAUAACAGAGGAUGAGCUUCUCCUUCAGGCCAGCCAGCUGAAGGUUCGAACAGCGAUCAACAAACUGUGCAUUGCUUUGAACUUUCCAAAUAACGACCCGGAAAAAAUUCCACUUCCACUUUAUCUUACUUCUCAACAACAGAGGCUCUCCCAACUCCAGGAAACUAUUAGGAUGGAAGAAAUUGCUAAGAUGUAA
Molecule: messenger RNA, 1539 nt
Organism: Hemiscyllium ocellatum (epaulette shark)
Lineage: Eukaryota; Metazoa; Chordata; Chondrichthyes; Orectolobiformes; Hemiscylliidae
Product: glutamate-rich protein 6
Exons: 12
Coding region: 1-1539 (512 amino acids)
Source: RefSeq, a predicted model, not a curated record